Molecule: messenger RNA, 926 nt
Organism: Cyprinus carpio (common carp)
Lineage: Eukaryota; Metazoa; Chordata; Actinopteri; Cypriniformes; Cyprinidae
Product: large ribosomal subunit protein uL29m-like
Biological process (GO): mitochondrial translation
Cellular component (GO): mitochondrial large ribosomal subunit; mitochondrial ribosome
Molecular function (GO): structural constituent of ribosome
Source: RefSeq, a predicted model, not a curated record
GCUGCACGCUUCCGUUCAUCGUUUCGUUUGACAUUGCCAAGAUGUCUGCGGCCGUAGCGAGCCGCCUGACUGCUGUCUGCAGACAGUUUCAACGCGUGGUUACAGUCUCUUCACACACACAGACUCAAUAUGCGACUCGAGCCUUCUCUACAUUUCAUUCGUGUCAACAAAGUCGGAUGUAUGACUCGUGGUGCUUCAGAAGUCCCAUGAAUAACCGAGCAGUCCACACAUCAUGUGUCAGGAAAGGACUGGAGGAAUUUUUUGACCUGCCAGAGAACUGGGGCGAACAAACAGUUAAAUCAGGUGCUCCAUGGACUGCCAAGCAGCUUAGAGUGAAAAGUAAUGAAGACUUACACAAACUUUGGUAUGUUUUCUUGAAGGAAAAGAACAUGUUACUCACAUUAGAACAGGAGACAAAACGACAGCGUCUUCCGAUGCCCAGUCCAGAGCGCCUCAAAAAAGUUGAAAGGUCAAUGAAGCGUCUCGACACAGUUGUGGAAGAGCGUGAGGAUUCUCUGCGCUUACUGCAGACAGGACAAGAGAGGGGCAGACCGGGCGAAUGGCGCAGGAAUGUUUUUGGCAAAACCUUCUGGUACCGCUUCAGGGAACAUCCAAUCCCCUGGUAUCUGAAUUCAAGAUACAAAAGGCGGCGAUUCUUUGAACCAUCACAUGUUGCCCCUUACACGAGGUUGAGCCUUGAAAAAUACCUGAGGAGCAAAAUACGGAAAGAAAAAAGAGAAAAGAGAAACCAAAAAAGCCUUGCAGCAAUGUUUCCAAAAAAGACUGCACUUGCAUCAGAUCACUGAAAAUACUUUUUACAUUUAAUAUUGUCUUUUCAACACACAAUACUUUUUUUUUUUCUCCAAAAGUUUUGGAGACUCCAAAUAUGUUGUACAGUCAAAUAAUAAAUUCACACUUGUAACUGA